AUGGAUACCAUUUUGGCCAUAAAGGGGAAGGAUUUCGUCCUUAUAUCCGCUGACACAGUGGUAGGCAAAGGCCUAAUAGUGUUGGGUCAAGGCAAAUCAAAGAUAGAACGCCUCGGUGACUUUGCCAUGAUUGCUGCCGCGGGCAAUGGAGGAGAUCCGCAACGUUUUAUGAGCUUAAUCGCGAGGCACAUGGCUUUGCAUAGAGUGCAACAUAAUGGACAAAGUCCGUCCGUGAGGAGCAUGGCUCACUUUGCUGGCAAACAGAUAUAUUCAAGUGUGAAUGCGAAUCUCAACUUUAAGGUCUCUGCACUGAUUGCUGGGUGGGAUCCACAGGCGGGACCUCAAUUGCAUCAAAUCGAUGAGUUCGGGGGCUUAGUGUCCGUUCCAUAUAGUGGCCAAGGUUUGGGACUGCCCGUAUUUAACUCCAUUUUCCAAAAAGACUACUCGCCAGACAUUGAUGAACCGACAGCCUACCACGUCUUGAAGAAAUGCGUGGCAGCAGUCCAUGAGCGUGUCGUUCUCAACAUGCGCAACUUUGAGGUGUUCGUGGUGAAGGCAAAUGGCAUCACCGAGCUGGAAGCUAUCAAUGCGGACUCUUUAAAGACGGCGCCGCCAUCGAGUCUUUAAAAUAUUGAUUUCGUCCACUUCAUACAAGUCGGAUCUUUACCCUCAAUUUGCCAUCUAAUAAAUAAAAUGAACCAAAAUCAAA
This is a messenger RNA of Drosophila persimilis, 709 nucleotides long. Its product is annotated as probable proteasome subunit beta type-2. The transcript has 2 exons. NCBI's taxonomy places the organism in Eukaryota, Metazoa, Arthropoda, Insecta, Diptera, Drosophilidae. The coding region runs from base 1 to 627 and encodes 208 amino acids. The record is from RefSeq and is a predicted model, not a curated record. Gene Ontology annotation, cellular component: proteasome core complex.